UGAUUUCAUUUUCGUCUGUUAAUGGCGUUGACUUUGUGAAAUCUCUGACAAUUGUAAUUGCAUUCUCCUGAAAACGUGGAAGAGAGGAUCUGCAUUUGCUUUAACUUCAACGUCGUUCAGAUGUCUGAGAUGGAAGAUGGAAACCCUAGUUUCACAGUGGAUGAAGCACUUGUGGCGAUGGGAUUUGGGAAGUUCCAGCUGUACGUCCUUGCUUACGCUGGAAUGGGUUGGGUUGCAGAGGCCAUGGAGAUGAUGCUCCUCUCUUUCGUCGGACCUGCUGUUCAAUCGCUUUGGAAUCUCUCUGCACGAGAGGAAAGCUUAAUAACCAGUGUCGUUUUUGCUGGCAUGCUCAUUGGAGCUUACGCUUGGGGCAUUGUUGCUGACAAACAUGGCCGCAGGAAAGGGUUUAUCAUAACCGCGGUGGUGACUUUCGUAGCUGGUUUCUUGAGCGCAUUUGCACCAAACUACUUGUGGUUGAUCAUUCUCCGCUCUUUGGUUGGUCUUGGGUUGGGAGGAGGUCCUGUUCUUGUCUCCUGGUUUGUUGAAUUCAUCCCUGCGCCUAACCGAGGGACUUGGAUGGUUGUCUUCUCUGCUUUCUGGACCGUUGGAACCAUAUUCGAGGCUUCACUGGCUUGGCUAAUCAUGCCAAGUUUGGGUUGGAGGUGGUUACUUGCUCUCUCUUCUGUACCUUCAUCGUUGCUUCUUCUGUUCUAUAGGUGGACACCCGAGUCUCCUCGCUACUUAAUCCUACAAGGACGGAAUGCUGAAGCUCUUUCCAUUUUGGAGAAGAUUGCGAGAGUGAACGGAACACAACUACCUAAGGGUGUUCUCAGCUCAGAGAUUGAAACCGAGCUCGAAGAGAAUAAAAGCCUUCCAACAGAGAGCACUCAUCUUCUCAAGCCUGGAGAAGUCGGAGAAGCUGCUCCUGUGCCGGAGAUAGUGCUAAAAUCUGACAAGAAAGUAGCGGGUUCUUCGUUACUAGCUCUUCUAUCUCCAGAGCUAAUCAAGCGGACUUUGCUACUAUGGGUUGUAUUCUUUGGAAAUGCGUUUGCUUACUACGGCGUUGUGCUUCUCACCACCGAGCUGAACAAUUCACAAAACAGUUGCUAUCCAACCGAAAAAAGAUUAAAAAAUUCUUCAAACGAUGUUAACUACAGAGAUGUUUUCAUCGCCAGUUUUGCAGAGUUUCCAGGACUACUUAUAUCAGCAGCAAUGGUGGAUAGGCUUGGACGAAAAGUGUCGAUGUCAUCGAUGUUAUUCAUCUGCUGCAUUUUCUUGUUUCCUCUGUUAACUCAUCAAUCUCCAUUCUUAACCACUGCUCUUCUCUUCGGCGGACGUAUCUGCAUCUCGGCUGCUUUCACGGUGGUUUACAUCUAUGCUCCGGAGAUAUAUCCGACGGCGGUUAGAACGACAGGAGUAGGAGUGGCGAGCUCGGUGGGGAGAAUCGGAGGAGUACUGUGUCCACUCGUGGCCGUUGGAUUAGUUCACGGAUGCCAUCAGACGAUCGCAGUUCUGCUCUUCGAGGUUGUGAUUCUUAUCUCAGGAAUCUGCGUUUGUCUCUUCCCCUUCGAGACCAGUGGUCGUGAACUGACAGAUACUAUCUCCGCGUCCAAACAGCCCUCUUCAACCACCGUAUAGCCAAUUCUUUGACCAUUGUAGUUGAUAGUUGUUCAAGGAAAGGGAAAAAAGAAACAGAGUGAUUGCAAUUAGUUUGUAUACAUCACAGUGUAGGUAAUAUGAUAUCUCAUAUAAGAAGACAGAAUAUAAACUUGUAAUUUUGUUAAACAGACUAUCUGAAAUACACUCUCAUCUGUAGUGGUAAAGACUAUACCGUUUAAUAGUGUUACUAAUUACAAAAGUAA
Eutrema salsugineum is the source of this 1862-nucleotide messenger RNA. RefSeq names its product organic cation/carnitine transporter 7. The transcript is spliced from 5 exons. The coding region runs from base 121 to 1638 and encodes 505 amino acids. Gene Ontology annotation, cellular component: membrane. Gene Ontology annotation, biological process: transmembrane transport. Lineage: Eukaryota; Viridiplantae; Streptophyta; Magnoliopsida; Brassicales; Brassicaceae. The record is from RefSeq and is a predicted model, not a curated record. Gene Ontology annotation, molecular function: transmembrane transporter activity.